Molecule: messenger RNA, 1128 nt
Organism: Closterium sp. NIES-65
Lineage: Eukaryota; Viridiplantae; Streptophyta; Zygnematophyceae; Desmidiales; Closteriaceae
Source: the annotation of a GenBank genome assembly
AUGCCGUCUGCCCUCCACCCCGACCCCCGCCGCCUGCAGCGUGUUGCGCGGAUGGCUGCUGUGUGUUCUCACCCACGCUCAAAGUAUGGCGCUUGUGUCUGCUGUGUGGCGCUUGUGUCUGCUGUGUGGCGCUUGUGUCUGCUGUGUGGCGCUUGUGUCUGCUGUGUGGCGCUUGUGUCUGCUGUGUGGCGCUUGUGUCUGCUGUGUGGCGCUUGUGUCCCGCGGCUUCCAUGCGGCAUGAAGGCCCGCAGGCCCGUGGCGGACAGCCCUGCAGCGCUGGGCGUGCGCGCGCUGUACCGCAAGAUGGUGUGCUCUCAGCGCGGGGGCCUCGUGCUUCCAGCUUGCAACACUCCUUCCCGCUUGCACCUACGCCCUCGUCCUGUUCACCCACGCCACACCGCAGGGCCUUCCAACGUGCUGUUGGCGUGGGUGCUCCGCCACCACCUCGCCUGCCAGGUCGACCUCCUUCCCGCCCUCUCCUGCCACUCGCCACACUCGCCCCGCCACCACCACUCCCCUCCGUCCUCCUCCUGUCGCUCCUCUCGUCAACCACCUGUACCGGCUGCUACUUUGAAUGCUGCCUCCCCUGCAGCGGCGCCAUCGUCAGAUCAUGCGGCUGCCUGCGUGGCUCGCCUCUCAUCUCCUGCUGACUCAGCGCAGCAGCCUGUCCAGUCAGCUCGUGCAGCUGCCUCAUCAGCAAGUGCAGAGCUGGCAGAUCAUAUGUGUCUGCUGGUGCACAUCAACGGCAUGGCAUGGCUCGCUGACGCAGGCCCCUCCUUCCCCUCGCCUCCCAUCUCCAUUCAUUACACACGUCCCUCCAUUCCUUGCUGUGAUGUGAUGUGCGAUUCCCACUCCCACCCAUUCUCUCUCCUCACCCAAGCGUUUCCUCUCCAUGCCACCUCUCUAUCCCACCACCCCUCUCCCCCACAGCACCAGGACGCGGGGGUGUACCGCAUAUCCCCAUGCGCCCCGCCCCACCCGCCAGCACCUGCCGGUGCAGCCCCUUGGGUGCGUGGACGAGGUGCGGGGGCUGUCAGUGUGGCGCCUGCAUGCACAGCAGACGGCUGGGAGAAGCCAGUUGCAGCAGUAGCAGCAGCGGACAGGGCAGGGAGGGAUGGAGGGCAGUAG